Messenger RNA from Sus scrofa (pig), 6407 nucleotides. The record is from RefSeq and is a predicted model, not a curated record. NCBI's taxonomy places the organism in Eukaryota, Metazoa, Chordata, Mammalia, Artiodactyla, Suidae.
CCAUUUCGCCGCCGCCUCGGUGCGAGUGGUGGUGCGCUCGUCUGGUCUCCGUCGCUAAGGCCCGAGCCAGGGACGUUCCUGAGAGAGCUGUGCUCUCGGGCACAAAGAAUCGGACUCCGGUCUGAAGAAGACUCUUGAAUCAUGGGUGAUGUUAAAAAUUUUCUGUAUGCCUGGUGUGGCAAAAGGAAGAUGACUCCAUCCUAUGAAAUUAGAGCAGUGGGGAAUAAAAACAGGCAGAAAUUCAUGUGCGAGGUUCGAGUGGAAGGAUAUAAUUACACCGGCAUGGGUAAUUCCACCAAUAAAAAAGACGCACAGAGCAAUGCUGCCAGAGACUUUGUUAACUAUUUGGUUCGGAUAAAUGAAGUAAAGAGUGAAGAAGUCCCAACUAUGGGGGUAGCACCCACUCCUCUCACAACUGCUGAUUCACCUGACGACACAGCAAAUGCUGGUGGAGGUUUACCAGCAACCAUGGGAGGCCCUCUUCCUCCACAUCUGGCUCUCAAGGCAGAAAAUAAUUCUGGCUAUGGUGUUACUGGGCCCACCUGGGAUCGUGGAGCCAACUUGAAGGAUUAUUACUCAAGAAAGGAGGAACAAGAAGUACAAGCGACUCUUGAAUCUGAAGAAGUGGAUUUAAAUGCUGGACUUCAUGGAAACUGGACCUUGGAAAAUGCUAAGGCUCGUCUGAACCAGUAUUUCCAAAAAGAAAAGAUCCAAGGAGAAUAUAAGUACACCCAAGUGGGUCCUGAUCAUAACAGGUUUGCUUGUUUCACUCUUUUCCUUCUGUAGUAAGUUAGUUGUUUUGUAUAUUCAUUGUAUGUGUUGCCUGGUCCAAUUUGUGGAUUAGUAGCAAAUUGUGCAAAGAAGAUAACGUCACCUUGCCCAAGAAGAAUUUUCAUUGAUUUCGUAAUAUGCAGUUUGCCAUGAUUUUCACUUAUGUUUGAUUUUCACUGUGGAAAGUUCUGUGAAAAUCUGUUCAUGUUGCUAGACUUUCAGGUUCUCUUAUGAAUCUGAGAGGCAAAAACUAGAGCCACAGGUACUGGUUUGUCCAUAAUUGGCUUAAAAAUCAGGAGUUCCUGUUGUGGCUCAGCAGGUUAAGGACCCAGUGUUGUCUUUAUGAGGAUGUGGGUUCGAUCCCUGGCCUCACUCAGUAGCUUAUGGGUCUGGCAUGCUGCAAACUGUUGCCAUGGCUGUGGCUUAGGCUCCUGCAGCUUCAAUUUGACCCCUAUUCCGGGGACGUACGCUGCAGGUGCGGCCGUUUAAAAAUAUAUCAGCCAGAGGUGGUGAGUUUAUCAUUCACUGUGAUAUUAGAGGCACUUAUAAUGUUUAUUUCUUUAAUGGGUCAAGUUAGACACUUCAGUUUUUUUUUCAGCAUCUUCGGAAGGUAAAUGGCAUUGUGUCAAGGUCCAGAUUUCCCAUCACUUUGAAAGUUGCCAACUUUCAAAAGUCUUAUUAUUAUUCUGUUAAAUGUAUAAAACUGAACAUAAGGGUGGAGGUGGUUCUAACAGUGACAGUAUGUUUCUCAGCCUGCUUGCUGUUCUUCCUGAGAGCAUUCCAGGGUGUAGUAAUUAUUACUCCCAGGAAGGCUCAUACGGAUUAGACUCUUCUGGGGGCACUAUAUUCUAUUGGAAGAGAGAGAAUGUUUAUAAACUUUCUGGAUGAUUUGAUUUGCUGUCCUUCACCUAUAUGAAAUAAAUUAUUCAAAAAUACAUCAAAAAUAUUUUUUUUGAAAAAUCAAUGUAUUCUCCUUUGGUUGCAAGUAGCAACCCUAAAAUAAUCAUUACUAAAAUAAAACUUUGGUCAAAAUGAUGUUCAGAGCAUGGUCCUCCCAGCUUCCCACUGUUUUGUUCAAUCCUGAAUUCUCAAAUACUUAAUUUUGAUGUCAGACUUUUUUAAACCCCCAGAUUAUAAAGCAAAGAUUGAUUUGUUGAUUUUUAUUUUCUGAACCAAUUGGCUUAGUAGCAUUUGGAGACAACAUUAGAUGAUUUUUAUGCCUGGCUUAUUUUAAACAUUUUUUUAAAUUUUGUACUCUUUGUUGACUUCUAAUACAAAAAGUUGAAGAAUUCAGGCUGUGGCAAAGAAGGCAGACAGUUGGGAGAGCUAGGACAGCAUUGCUCUUUGUAUGUCCUUUAUUGAAAAAGGCAUAACAGACAGCAACACCAGAGGUCUGUGUUCAUACACACAUGUGCUGCUGCUUAGGCUGAACUAAGCAAUCACAUGGGAAACUAUUGUAAACUGAUUUCUGGUGUCGCUGUUCCCCCUAGGUGGAGGAGAAUGAGAUUGAGUGCUGACUUUAAGCCUGGCUGAGAAACAUACUGGCAUCGGUGUCAUUAAUGAAAGGGUGGAUGUUGGUCCCCUGAAAGCCAGUGGCCUUUGACCCCUGAAGCCCCUGUGCCUAAAGGAGCUUUAUUGCAGAAAUGACCAUUUAUAUCAAGCAGCUGGGCAGAAGGAUUUUUGCUCGUGAACAUGGAUCAAAUAAAAAAUUGGCAGCCCAGUCCUGUGCGCUGUCACUUGUCAGACAACUCUACCAUCUUGGAGUGAUUGAAGCUUACUCUGGACUUACAAAGAAGAAAGAAGGAGAGACAGUGGAGCCUUACAGAGUUAACAUUUCUCCAGAAUUGGAACAUCAGCUGCAAAACAUUGUUCAAGAACUAGAUCUUGACAUCGUGCCCCCACCUGAAGAUCCUUCUGUGCCUGUUACACUCAACCUUGGCAAAUUGGCUCACUUUGAACCAUCUCAGCGACAAAACCAAAUAGGUGUCGUUCCUUGGUCUCCUCCUCAAUCCAACUGGAAUCCUUGGACUAGUAGCAACAUUGAUGAGGGGCCCCUGGCUUUUGCUACUCCAGAACAAAUAAGCGUGGAGAUCAAGAAUGAAUUAAUGUAUCAGCUGGAACAGGAUCGUGAUUUGCAAGCUAUCUUACAGGAGAGAGAGUUACUGCCUGUGAAGAAAUUUGAAAGUGAAAUCCUGGAAGCUAUUAGUCAAAAUCCAGUUGUCAUUGUCCGAGGCGCUACUGGAUGUGGUAAAACCACACAAGUUCCCCAGUUUAUUCUAGAUGACUUUAUCCAGAAUGACCGAGCAGCAGAGUGUAAUAUUGUGGUAACUCAGCCCAGGAGAAUCAGUGCCGUUUCUGUGGCAGAGCGAGUUGCGUAUGAGAGAGGAGAAGAGCCUGGAAAAAGCUGUGGCUACAGUGUUCGAUUUGAGUCUAUACUUCCCCGCCCUCAUGCCAGUAUAAUGUUUUGUACUGUAGGAGUGCUCCUGAGAAAAUUAGAAGCAGGCAUUCGAGGAAUUAGUCAUGUAAUUGUAGAUGAAAUCCAUGAAAGAGACAUAAAUACUGACUUCCUUUUAGUGGUGUUGCGUGAUGUGGUUCAGGCUUAUCCUGAAGUUCGCAUUGUUCUCAUGUCUGCUACUAUUGACACCAGCAUGUUCUGUGAAUAUUUCUUCAAUUGCCCAAUCAUUGAAGUUUAUGGGAGGACUUACCCAGUUCAAGAAUAUUUUUUGGAAGACUGUAUUCAGAUGACCCACUUUAUUCCUCCACCAAAGGACAAGAAAAAGAAGGAUAAGGAUGAUGACGGUAGUGAGGAUGAUGAUGCAAAUUGUAACCUGAUCUGUGGGGACGAAUAUGGUCUAGAAACAAAAAUGAGCAUGGCUCAGUUGAAUGAGAAGGAAACUCCUUUUGAACUCAUCGAGGCUCUACUUAAAUACAUUGAGACCCUUAAUGUUCCUGGAGCUGUGUUGGUUUUUCUACCUGGCUGGAAUUUGAUUUAUACUAUGCAGAAGCAUUUGGAAAUGAAUCCACAUUUUGGAAACCAUAGGUAUCAGAUUCUGCCUCUGCAUUCUCAGAUUCCUCGAGAGGAGCAGCGCAAAGUGUUUGAUCCAGUGCCAGCUGGAGUAACCAAGGUUAUCUUAUCCACAAAUAUUGCUGAAACAAGCAUCACCAUAAAUGAUGUUGUUUAUGUCAUUGACUCCUGCAAGCAAAAAGUGAAGCUGUUCACUGCUCACAACAACAUGACCAAUUAUGCUACAGUGUGGGCAUCCAAAACAAACCUUGAGCAGCGGAAAGGACGAGCUGGUCGUGUACGGCCUGGGUUCUGCUUUCACCUCUGCAGCCGAGCUCGUUUUGACAGACUCGAGACCCACAUGACACCAGAGAUGUUCCGAACACCAUUGCAUGAAAUUGCUUUGAGCAUAAAACUUCUGCGUCUGGGAGGAAUUGGCCAGUUUCUGGCCAAGGCAAUUGAACCUCCACCUUUGGAUGCUGUGAUUGAAGCGGAGCACACACUUAGAGAACUUGAUGCAUUAGAUGCCAAUGAUGAGUUGACUCCUCUGGGACGAAUCCUGGCUAAACUCCCCAUCGAGCCUCGUUUUGGCAAAAUGAUGAUAAUGGGGUGUAUUUUCUACGUGGGAGAUGCUAUUUGUACCAUCUCUGCCGCCACCUGCUUUCCAGAGCCUUUCAUCAGUGAAGGAAAGCGAUUGGGUUACAUCCAUCGAAAUUUUGCUGGAAACCGAUUUUCUGAUCAUGUGGCCCUUUUAUCAGUAUUCCAAGCUUGGGAUGAUGCUAGAAUGGGUGGAGAAGAAGCAGAGAUACGUUUUUGUGAGCAUAAAAGACUCAAUAUGGCUACACUAAGAAUGACCUGGGAAGCCAAAGUUCAGCUCAAAGAGAUUCUGAUUAAUUCUGGAUUUCCAGAAGAUUGUUUAUUGACCCAAGUGUUUACUAACACUGGACCAGACAAUAAUCUGGAUGUUGUUAUCUCUCUCUUGGCCUUUGGCGUGUACCCCAAUGUGUGCUAUCAUAAGGAAAAGAGAAAGAUUCUCACCACUGAAGGGCGUAAUGCACUUAUCCACAAGUCAUCUGUUAAUUGUCCUUUUAGCAGCCAAGACAUGAAGUAUCCAUCUCCCUUCUUUGUAUUUGGUGAAAAGAUUCGAACCCGGGCCAUCUCUGCUAAAGGCAUGACCUUAGUCACCCCACUGCAGCUGCUUCUCUUUGCCUCCAAGAAGGUCCAGUCUGAUGGACAGAUUGUGCUUGUAGAUGACUGGAUCAGACUGCAAAUAUCUCAUGAAGCUGCUGCCUGUAUCACUGCUCUCCGGGCAGCCAUGGAGGCUCUGGUUGUAGAAGUAACCAAACAGCCUGAUAUCAUCAGCCAGUUGGACCCUGUUAAUGAACGUAUGCUGAACACAAUCCGCCAGAUCUCCAGGCCCUCAGCUGCUGGCAUUAACCUUAUGAUUGGCAGCACACGAUAUGGAGAUGGUCCACGUCCUCCCAAGAUGGCUCGAUAUGACAAUGGAAGUGGAUAUAGAAGGGGAGGUUCUGGUUAUGGCAGUGGAGGCUACGGAGGUGGCAGAGGCUACAGAGGCGGCGGAGGCUACGGCGGUGGUGGCUUCGGCGGUGGCGGAGGCUUCGGUGGCGGCUUCGGUGGUAGCGGAGGUUUUGGUGGUAGUGGAGGUUUUGGUGGUGGCGGAGGCUUCAGUGGAAAUGGGGGCUUCGGUGGUAGCGGAGGCUUCGGUGGCAAUGGGGGCUUUGGUGGUAGUGGAGGCUAUGGUGGUGGUGGGGGCUUUGGGGGUAGUGGUGGCUAUGGGGGUGGUGGAGGCUUUGGGGGUAAUGGAGGCUAUGGGGGUGGUGGAGGCUUCAGUGGUGGUGGAGGCUUCAGUGGUAGUGGAGGCUUCAAUGGUAACGGAGGUUUCAAUGAUAAUGGAGGCUUCAGUGGCGGCAGCUAUAGUGGUGGCUCCAACUCCUAUCAGGGAGGCUAUGGUGGAGGUGGAGGUGGUGGCGGAGGCUACAGAGGGGGUUCCCGAGGUGGCUAUAGAGGUGGGUCAGGAGGAGACUACAGAGGGUCUGGUGGUGGAGGCUACAGAGGAUCUGGGGGAUUCCAGCGAGGAAGUAGCAGAGGAGGGGGCUAUGGGAGUGGCUACCCUGGACAAGGAAGAGGCGGUGGUGGCUAUUAAAGCUUGGUUAUGUCAGUGCCUGCGCAUAGACAGUUUAAAAAAUAAAUGCAUGCUACCCCCUUUCCCAAGUUGUUUAUUUGCUGCCAACGAGUAAACCCAUUUUUUUCACCCAUGCUGUGAUUCAUUGUAGUUUAAGGAAACUAGACAUAAGAUUAGUGCUUUUGUUUAUAUUAUGUAAAAUAUAACGAUCUAUUAUAAAAGUACUACCGUUUGUAUUUUUUCUUUAAGGAGUAAAGAUUUGCCUUUAAAAUUCACUUGAUAUUUUCUUGCCUUUAGUUUAUUAAUACAGUAGAAAAUAAAGUUCUACAUUAGAUACUGGCCAUGUAGUUAACUGUUUGUUGAUCUUACAUGUUAGAAUAAUGUCAAUUACAUCUGUUUUAAAUGUCAGCUGAAAAACUGUACUCCAUUUCCCAAGUAUACUGACUAUUGUUAUUACUUGUAGUAAGAAUAAAUAGUCUUGGAAUGAAA